AUGGCUCCAUUGAUGAAUCGAACUAUCGGUAUUUUUAUGGAAAAAUUAGCUGAACAACAUCGUCACAAACAACCAUUUGAUAUUUAUGCUCUUUUUAAACGUUUUACAAUGGACACAAUUUGGUCGUGUGGAUUGGGUCUUGAUACAGAUAUGCAGAAUAAUCUCAAUGAUCCGUAUUUGGUUCAAUCACAACGGGUGCUCUUUCGAUACGAUAAUGCUAUUCGAUAUUGGCUACGCUAUUAUCUACCAAUAACACAAAGAUUUAUCAGCGAUGAUCCAGUAACAUGGAUUCACAAACAGGCAGAACACUUGAUCAAGAAACGCGCCGAAUUAGGUGAUACAAAUCGAAUGGAUCUAUUGAAACUGAUGCUCGAAUCAGCCACGGAUGACGACUUUAUUGAUGAUGGAUUAGGGUCUGUCGUUGCCAAUGCUGAUAUGGACAUUGAGGCACCACUUGUUCGACAACUUACUCAGCAUGAAAUUGUGGCAAAUAUUUAUCUAUUCAUGGUCGCUGGCUAUGAAACGACAAGUGCAGCACUUGCCUAUAUUACUUAUGUUCUGGCCACGCAUCCAAAUGAACAACGAAAAUUACAAGAGCAUAUCGAUGCUCACUUCGAUCAUAAUGUCGAUCAGGACAUGUUAAGCUAUGAAUUGAUCUCGAAAAUGGAGUAUUUAGAUAUGUUCAUUCGAGAAACUCUUCGAAUGUAUCCAAUCACAGAGAGCGUUAUCAACCGACAGAGCAGUGAAGAGUUUCAUAUUGAGAACGUCGGUACGAUUCCGGUUGGAACGAUCAUCCUUGCCGAUAUUUACACUUUACAUUUUAAUUCUGAUCUCUGGGGUCCGGUUGACCCACAUACAUUCUAUCCAGAACGAUUUGCUACAAAACGGCAUCCGCUUGCCUGGAUUCCAUUCGGUGCUGGACCGCGAACUUGUGUUGGAAUGCGAUUUGCACUGAUGGAAAUUAAAGAACUACUCGUUCGACUUCUUAAAGUCUAUUCGAUUGUCGAUUGUGGUGAAUCAACACAAAAUAAAAAUGGAGGUGUUGAACAUUUUGAUAUUCAAAAUAAUCAUAUUAUUCUUAAUCCUGCUGGUCCUAAAAAUUGUUUAUAUGAUGCUAUAAGUGCACAAACAAAUAUAUCAUCAAAUGAAUUGAGACAACGUGCAGCUAAUCAUAUGAGACAUAAUGCUGAUUAUUAUCUUAAAAUGAUGCCUGCUUAUGAAAUACUUGUUUAA
Molecule: messenger RNA, 1233 nt
Organism: Rotaria sordida
Lineage: Eukaryota; Metazoa; Rotifera; Eurotatoria; Philodinida; Philodinidae
Source: the annotation of a GenBank genome assembly